AAUUUGUAUGCGUGCGCAUAAAUUUCCUAGACGAGACAAUCUAGACAAUCUUUAGACUUGAUUCGCCCCAUAUAGGAUGAAACGGGUGUCGUCGGUUGGUUGGCAACACCGUGCGACUCUUCGGACCGGAGAAUUUAAAAAAAUCUGAGCGGGGUUAUCUAAUGGCAGCGGGAGAUCAGUUCUUCGCUGGUCGCGUCGAAAAACAGUCGGCUGCGAUCGGCUGCGCUCUCGCUUCGUGCUUUCGCGAGGAGGACAACAACCACGCUCGAAAAGGUUUCGAGUUCCAUUGCAGCCUGAGAGAUCCUACUUUGCUACCAAAGGAAAACUCGUUCUGCGAAGAGACGCUUUACUUCGUCUUUAAAUUCAAAAAAACAAGAACAAUGAAAGUGCCUGUCUUCUUAGUGCUUCUUUAUUGUCUUUGCAUCGAUGUUAGUCAUACUAGGGAGAUCACUCACGAGGAUAUAAAAGAUGCUAUGUUGAGUUUGGUGCAUAUGAUGCGAGAAAAUACAGAGAAGCUGGAAAGGCACGAGGCGAGAGAGCGGCAACUGGGCGAGCAACUAAAGAAGACUAUAACCGUACUAGUAAAGCGUGUGAGCGCAGUGGAUGGUCUGAAGAUGCAGCUGACCAAGUUGGAUGGGAAGAUCUCAGGAAUAGAACAACUAAUUGCACAGAGAGAUGAAAGAGAGCGUAUACAGAUGCAGAAAACGGCGGACAGUCUGGAGGAUCUGGAGAGCCGUCUGGAAGCCUGGCUCACUGAAAUUGAAAACAAAGUGGCAGAGGUGAGCAAUCGACCUGAGACGACGCCGGCGCCAAACAAUAAUCUCGUCGACAUUCUUGGCAAACUGAAUAGCACCGAGAGCAACUUAAUAGAGGAAAUGACAAGAUUGAAGGAAGGUUUACACGAUAACACAGCAAAGAGAGAGAAAGAUUCGAACGCGUUGAUGGAAAAGACGCGGAAAACCUUUUCAGAGGUUCAGGAUGUAGCCGCUAAGAUUGGGGAUAUCGAGAUCUCUCUGGAGAGGAUAAAGCAGAUAACACAAACUAUCCAAGAGAAACCGGCGGAGCAACAGGAUCCGAUUCCGACGGUCGAUGAGCACUUAAGGACCCUGGUACGAGUGCAGGAGUUAUUAGAGGAUACUUCCUACAGGAUACAGGAAUUACCUAGGAUAAAUAACAUACAAACAUUGCAUAAUGAGACGCAGACCAUGUUGCAAGAAGCAAAGCACGCCUUAAAGGAUAUUGUUACACGAGGCAUAGAUCAUAUUACAGACGGAGUAAAAGAAGCCAAAGAAGAGACAAAGAAUGCUGUGUCUGCAUUAAGGAUGGAUCUGGCUAACAACGCAGAGCGCGUUAAUCAUGAACUGCAGGAUCUGAGCAAGGGCCAAUCUGUAAUGGUCUCGAUGGCCGAUCACGUGUUGGACACGAAAAAGAGAGUGGAAUACGGCGUGCAUCAGAUCCUGUUAGAAGUGGGCGACUUAGUGAAGACCCAGGGCAACAACAUUAAUAGUACUCUCAACCAGAGAUUCGAUGGAAUCUCCAGUGAUAUUAUGGACAACCAGAACGGUGCACUGGCGAAUCUCACUAGCAAAAUGGAGCAGGAAAUGAACAAGGUCUGGAGACAGAUCAACGUUAUGUAUCAGCAGAUGACGGAGAGCGCCCGAGCUUUGGACAAGCUGCAUCAACAAAACGAAGCAUACGUUAAUGGUACCACGUCCACCAUGGGUGGAAUGGAAAGCAAGGUCGGCGAGAUAACGAAGCGCAUGAGGGAGGUGGAUGAGAAUUUGAAUUACCUGCUCGGUCGGCUGUCCCUGGUGACGCAGGAGUUCAACCAGAUCAAGACCGGCUUAGGAGCUGCCCUGGAUAACAUCAAAGCCUCUUUCAAAGUGGUACAGCAGAAGGCGUUGGAUUUGAGCCACCCUGGUCCGCAUCCUCUUCCGGAAAAUUACAACGUUGACUUAAAGGAACCCGAAACUAGGAAGCCGGAUGGUAAGACUCCGGUGGACUUCCUGAGUCAUCUGAGUAACGUGCCUUCCAACUGAUCCCAGGACCUCUAGAACCUUCCAAUUAAUUGCAUUUAUGCAUGCGAUAUAAAGUUUUAUAAGCAUAUGAAAAUUCUUUGGUAACCUGAUUUUUAUGAUCCUCUACAGUCAAUAGAUGAACAUUCUUUCUUUCAACGAUAUUUUAGGCGUACUCUAUCCUGUCCAUCUUCUCAUGGUGUAAACUGUUUGUUCUAGUUGUGACUGUAAAGUAAACCAUAUCUGAAUGUCAAGUCAAGCGGCUGCUGACUUGAGUUAGUCUCAGUAACUGGAGAAGGUAGCCAUCUCUUCAUUCUUAGCAAAUUAACGUUCAGCAGCAUCAUCUUCAUCAUCAUCAUUAUUAUCAUAAUAAUCAUCAUUGGAGACUCUGGAUCGCAAUACAUGGUGAAUCCUUGUUGAAUAUAUCGAGGUUCUGAAUCGCCUUAAUUUUUCUCACUCAUUGUUUGAGAAUUUUCUGUGCAAAAAUUGACAAACCAAUUACACAAUGAAUUAAUAUUUGUUACAGUAUAGUAUGUUACAUCUGUAAGAAUAUAAUCAAUAGACUGUGGAUGUUCAUGCAAGUAUGUGUGUCUUUAUGGAAAAUAUGUAAAAAACUUACUUUCCUGUGUAGUACUUGGAUAAAUAUCUUCAGCUUGAUAAUUAGUAUAUUAGAUACAUAUUAACUCUCAAUAAUUCACUUCGAUACUUCUACGCAUAGAAGAGGCAGGAUACUACGUUAUUAAGAUAUCGUAGGUGUUAGUCGAAUGUUAUAUUUCUAUCGCCGCUAGCUAUAACGAAAUAAAUAAAACAGCUACAAAAGAAAAA
Molecule: messenger RNA, 2840 nt
Organism: Odontomachus brunneus
Lineage: Eukaryota; Metazoa; Arthropoda; Insecta; Hymenoptera; Formicidae
Product: coiled-coil domain-containing protein 146
Exons: 10
Coding region: 162-2039 (625 amino acids)
Cellular component (GO): plasma membrane
Source: RefSeq, a predicted model, not a curated record